Molecule: messenger RNA, 1503 nt
Organism: Zymoseptoria tritici IPO323
Lineage: Eukaryota; Fungi; Ascomycota; Dothideomycetes; Mycosphaerellales; Mycosphaerellaceae
Exons: 2
Coding region: 1-1503 (500 amino acids)
Source: RefSeq, a predicted model, not a curated record
AUGGCAGCGAUUCGACCCGAGAGCGGCGAAGAAUACGCUGACGGUAUCUCCGCCAGCGAGGAUCAACUUCGCAACAGGGACUUCAAGUACCCGUCCAUUGACCCAACAACGCAGAUUCGACUUCUUCGAGUCACCCACCAGGCAGGCAAGAAUCUGCCGAGCGCAAACAAGUACAAAUAUGACCUCGAGACCGCAAAUGUCUCGCAGCUUGCCUUCACGGCGUAUAUAGCGCUGUCAUAUACAUGGGGAGAGGCUCGGACCGACACAGAUAUCCAUCUAAUCGAGAUCGAUGAUCAACCGCUCUGGAUACGUACGAACCUCUUCCACUUCCUGUCCUCUGUCACAGAGAGUGGCAUCCAUCUGCCAAUCUAUAUCGAUGCCAUCUGCCUGGACCAGGGAAACGAUACGGAGAAGUGCCACCAAGUACAGCUCAUGUCACAGAUCUAUGCGAACGCCAACACGGUGCUCGCCUGGGUCGGAGUACCUCACGCAGAUCAGCACGGUCAUCUUGACGCACUUUCACGGCGGCUUGAAACCCACGAUGCCGCCGAGUCGCAGUGGGACGUCUCGGAGAGAAUAGGCCUGAGCUAUCUCUGCUCGAGGCAAUUCUGGCGCCGUCUGUGGGUUGUUCAAGAACUCCUGUUGGCAGAAAACAUCAUUGUCGUCUGUGGAGAAUGGAAGAUCUUGUGGAAAGAUGUCUCCCGGCUCGCUGCCUUACCGCUUCCGACAGAGCUGCUCGACAACCAAGAACAGGUAGAGUGGUGGCAAGCUUGGAAGUUCCCAUGCCCAGAGUCCUUCCAAACGCAACGAGAGUACGAAGAUCGACUUUUCGACGGAUGGCAUUCUGCCCUAAGGCUCUUCCACCAUCGAAGCAAGUGGAGGUUGAGGCAGAAAUACGUCCCAUACUCAGACGCCGUCCGCACGCGAGGUUGGCCAUUCCACCGCGCUGUGAGGGACUUCCGGCUGCAACAAUGCAAGGAUCGCAGGGACAAAGUCUUCGCGCUCAUCGGACUGCUUGACGAGGAAGGCCGAGGAAUGAUCACACCUAGCUAUGAGUGUCCGAUGGAGGACCUGUUCGUACAGGCCACAGCGGCUGGACUGGUAUCAUUGAGGAGAGAGGCUGCUGCUCAGCUUUCCGACGUGCGGAAUAUGCAGCACCGCAAUCGCAGGUUUUGCGACACUUUGAAUGAUAUCCUGGGCCUUCCGGAAGACGGCCGUGAAGAAAGAGCGAAAGCAGCCCUCGACUUUGCGACUUUCCACCACAGCCAGGUGGUACGCAGUUAUGACACGGAGGAUGUGGUAAGACGUGGAAGUGAGUUACUUCAGACGGGCCCCCAGUUCGCCAGCCAGGACCCAGAAGCCGCUAAGUUUGGCACAAUGGGUUUCUGCCUCUUCGUACUCCACGCAGGCGUCUCGUUGUUCUCGACCUUUGGUGCUUUCAUCUACUUGGGCAUGGAGACACCAUCGAUCGCUAUUCUCAUGUCGCUGUCCGUCGGCAAGUGA